Molecule: messenger RNA, 6880 nt
Organism: Acinonyx jubatus (cheetah)
Lineage: Eukaryota; Metazoa; Chordata; Mammalia; Carnivora; Felidae
Gene: SYT17
Product: synaptotagmin 17
Exons: 12
Coding region: 2646-4436 (596 amino acids)
Biological process (GO): cellular response to calcium ion; regulation of calcium ion-dependent exocytosis; calcium-ion regulated exocytosis
Cellular component (GO): membrane
Molecular function (GO): clathrin binding; calcium ion binding; syntaxin binding
Source: RefSeq, a predicted model, not a curated record
GGGGGAGGCAGUGGCGACAGGUCAGCGCCAAGGUCAUGCAGUCAGACCUGCAGUCAGACCCGUGGAUCCGCUUGCUUUCUGGGGUUGGCUCCUCAGAGCCCAGCAGAGAAGCCUACAGGUUCCCUCAUUUAGGGUGCAUCUGGGCUCACUUCUACCCUCGGCUACAGCUGGGGGGGGGGGUUGUCUGCUGGUCUCCCAGUUCCCCACUGGUCACAUCUCUCUCGUCCUCAGACUUUUCAGCCUGCCAGGAACUCUGUGCUCUGUCACCUUCCUUGGUCUCCCCAUCCCUCUCCUGGCUUAGAUUUGCUCCAUUGGCUUCCAUGCAAUCUUUAGGUCCUCUUUUCAAGUUCACUGAAGGUCUCAUUUACUGUGCACAUACUGUGUGCUGAAUGUUGUUGUGGGGUUUUUCAGCAGUCACCCAACAAACACCCGAGUGACCACCUACUCUGUGUGGGCCCUGGGGAUACAGCUGUGAAAACAGCAGUCUCUGCCCUUCAGAAUCCAGUGAGAAAUAAACAAUAUUAGAACAUGCUUCUGUGGUUUUUAAUAACCACCUUCAGGACAGAGAUUAGUGAUUUGCCCAAGGUCACACAGCUGCUUAGGGGUCAUGGUGGGAUCUAGAAGGGAGGAUGGGGAAUCUGAGGAAUUUGUUAAACAGCUAAUAUGAGAAUGGCUUGGUGAUACUGUCUUUGCUUCUAGAACAAGGUGUGAAACUUUUUCUAGAUCCAGAGAGUAAACUUUUUUCUUGGAGACCUACGUGGCCUGUCACAAAUAUUCAACUCUGACCGUGGCGCUGGACAGCCACACAUACAUAGAUAAUAGUAAAUGCAUGGGCGUGGCUGAGUUCCAAUAAAACUAUUUGUACUAGUCAAGAAGUAGUACUUUUGAUUUUUUGCAACCAUUUAAAAAUGUACAAACCAUCCUUAACUGGAGGACCGUGCAAAAACAGGUUGCGGGCUGGAUUUAGCCUUGCAAGUCAUAGCUUGCCAACCUUUGUUCUAGAAUGUCUGGGUUCUCCUUCCUGUUUCUUUCUGGCUUGAAUCAGUGCUCCUCCAUCCAGUCAAAUACAUGAACCCAGUGGACCCAAUGCGUGGCAAGCGUGUCUUAGCUUCUUCCCUCUCCUCUUCCUUUUCCUUGGUUUCUCUCAUCUUGCCGAACUUGGCGUUUGAGAAAUCUGGAUGAUUGGGCCCCUGUAGUGGCCUGGUCUCUACUCACAUGGUUUUAUAAAUGGUGUCUUUUGAUUGCCACACACCCAGGAAAUGCUUUCCUCUAUGAAAAGAAUGGGCAUGGACCGUUGGAAAAAAGCACUUUAUCCUUGCACUUGAUUUGAAACAUUUUCAAGCACUUUCAUUUGUAAGCGCAUGAGGGCAUAGCUUUUUCCUGCUUUUACCUGCGUGGGCCGGCCUGGACAGUCUGUGGUGCCUAGUAGGUUCCAACUGGUCUUGACAAACCACCUCGUUCUCAUAAAGCCACAGAAAGGGUGCAGAUAUUUUGUAGUGGGGUAUUUGCAUAGUCCAAGUCCUAGCUUAGCCAUUCCAUGAAAGAGAGGUAACUAAGGUUCAGAGUGGCCCCCUGACUUCACCCAAGUCACGUGAUUGGCCGGUGGUGAUGGCAGCACUAACGCUUAACCACUCAACUCUGCGUGGCCCCCAAACGUCUUCAGGCCUUGCCAUGUAGGGUUCCCAGUUUUGCUUUUGGAAGAGUUUGUGAUUAGUGCCUGAGACUUCGUUUCCCAAGCCAUAAUCAUUCCCUUAUCACUUCAAGGAUUUUUGAAUUUGUGAGCUAUCACUUGUACCAGAUUUAUUUAAUACUUUUUCCUAUAAAUGGGCUCGCUUAUUUUUUUUUUUUUUUACUUAAAAUCAUUUGAAAAGGAAACUUUAUGUCACUAGCAUAAUGGAAGACCAGAAUCACUUGAUAUGAGCAGAAGGCAACCGGAAGAAUAAACAGGAUGAUAGUAAUGCCACGUGAUUAGUUAGGUCCCAGGCUCUGAGCUGAGGUUUGCUCUCUAUUUAAAAAAGAAAGAGGGGGUGGGGGGGAUUUGCAAGUGUUAGAAACCCGUUAACACAUGAUGAUACCAAAGGGAGACCUCCUGGAAAGGGAAAUGAAAAAGAGGGUAACUUUCUCCCUCUUGAUUUAAAGUUCUGAGUUUGAGUUCCUCUCUGGGAUAUAUCCCAGACUGGGAUGUGGAGUUCCUAAUCUCCCUGGUUUACUUGGCCCAUUCAUUUGGAAGCCACUGUGUCUCUUCCCUUGAAGAGGGGGAGGGAAUCUGUGCCUUGGAAACCUGUGAGAAGAAGUGGGGGUGGGAGGUGGGGCUGAAAAGGGAGGUAGCCCCACCCCCUCCGCCCUCCCCAGGACCAGAUUAUGGCUUCCUUUUGGGCUCCCUGUGUUUGUGGGUGGUCAUAGGAACUCCCCACCAUCACCAUUGGAGCAGAAUUGUAAGGUAGGGCCUCUGGGAGGGUGCGGGAGCCAAGUGACAUCCACUCUGUGCCUGCCUGCAUGUUAGCUAGUCAUGUCCUUUUGGGUUGGCUUUAUGGCUAUUUCUGUAUAGGAAGGUUUGCUCUUCCCAAGCGUGGCUGCAUUGGAUAGCAUGACUAUCUAUCCACCCGCUCUGAUUCAUAACAGCAUACGGUGCAAAUCAAAUCGAAAUGCUAAAGUUUCCCAUUUAUUCGGUGUUGGUUAGCCAGGAGGCUACCAGCAGCCCCACAGAUAGCAGCACCUUGUUAGGGAGUCAGCUCCCUUCCCAGGAUGGGCAGUUGGAACCUUUAAACGAGGGUUUUCUUUCUAGAAUCUCCGAUCUGCUGCUGUGCAGAUGGACUUUCAGGCAUUGCUGUCAGAAGUGUUAUGAGUCCAGCUGUUGCCAGUCGAGUGAGGACGAAGUUGAAAUUCUGGGACCUUUUCCUGCCCAGACUCCCCCCUGGCUGAUGGCCAGCCGGAGCAGCGACAAGGAUGGGGAUUCCGUCCAUACAGCCAGUGAAGUCCCUCUGACCCCAAGGACCAACUCCCCAGAUCGAAGAUGCUCGUCCUCAGACACAUCUAAGUCUACCUACAGCCUGACCCGGAGGAUUUCAAGUCUUGAAUCCAGACGACCCAGCUCCCCACUCAUUGAUAUUAAACCCAUCGAGUUUGGCGUUCUCAGCGCCAAAAAGGAGCCCAUCCAGCCCUCGGUGCUCAGACGGACCUAUACCCCAGAUGACUACUUCAGAAAGUUCGAGCCCCAGCUCUACUCCCUUGACUCCGACAGUGACGAUGUGGACUUUCUGACAGACGAAGAGAUCUUGUCCAAGUACCAGCUGGGCAUGCUGCACUUCAGCACCCAGUACGACCUGCUGCACAACCAUCUGACGGUGAGGGUGAUCGAGGCCAGGGACCUGCCGCCCCCCAUCUCCCACGAUGGCUCGCGCCAGGACAUGGCCCACUCCAACCCCUAUGUCAAGAUCUGUCUCCUGCCAGACCAGAAGAACUCUAAGCAGACGGGGGUCAAACGCAAGACCCAGAAGCCCGUGUUUGAGGAGCGUUACACCUUCGAGAUCCCCUUCCUGGAAGCGCAGAGGAGGACCCUGCUGCUAACUGUGGUGGAUUUUGAUAAGUUCUCCCGCCACUGUGUCAUUGGGAAGGUCUCCGUGCCUUUGUGCGAGGUUGACCUGGUGAAAGGCGGGCACUGGUGGAAGGCGCUGAUCCCCAGUUCUCAGAAUGAGGUAGAGCUGGGGGAGCUGCUUCUGUCGCUGAAUUAUCUCCCAAGUGCUGGGAGACUGAACGUUGACGUCAUUCGAGCCAAGCAACUUCUUCAGACAGAUGUGAGCCAAGGUUCAGACCCGUUUGUGAAAAUCCAGCUGGUGCAUGGACUCAAGCUUGUAAAAACAAAGAAGACAUCCUUCUUAAGAGGAACAAUUGAUCCUUUCUACAAUGAAUCCUUCAGCUUCAAAGUUCCCCAAGAAGAACUGGAAAAUGCCAGCUUAGUGUUUACAGCCAUGCCCGAGCUGCCCCCGGCUUCUCUGUGCCCACUAUUCUGGAUGGAGUUCAAAGGCCACUGCUACCGAUUUUUCCCUCUCAAUAAGACUUGGGCCGAGGCUGACUUCUACUGUUCUGAGUUCUCCAUUGGCAGGAAGUCUGCGAAACUGGCCUCCAUACACAGCUGGGAAGAGAAUGUCUUUGUGUAUGACCUUGUGAACAGCUGUGUGCCUGGGAUCCCAGCUGACAUCUGGACGGGGCUUCACGAUCACAGACAGGAAGGGCAGUUUGAAUGGACCGACGGCUCCUCCUAUGACUACAGCUACUGGGACGGAAGCCAGCCGGACGACGGCGUCCACAAGGACCCAGAAGAGGACUGCGUGCAGAUAUGGUACCGGCCCACCAGUGCUCUGAGGUCAUGGAAUGAUAACACAUGCAGCCGCAAGUUCCCCUUUGUCUGCAAGAUCGCGUCUCUGACCAUUCACUGAGCCGGUCUUGCCCCGUCAAAAGUGAGCCCAACUCCAGCACAUCAUGCGACUCUGACCAGCUGGGGAAUUCUCUUGAGGAAGCCAGUCCUCACAAACAUGCCAUGUUAGAAGAUUCCACGGCUUUCUUUUCCAACCCAAGGCUGGCCGCACAGCACUUCUUCCUAACAUCCACCGACUGUCAGGGACCUCAGCCCUGGAAGCCGAUGCAGUCCUCCCAACAACCCCACAACAGGGGCUCUGCUGAGCCUCAAGGUGAGAGGAUCGUGGGUUUGGGGCAGAUGUGUGGCUCGAUCCUCCACUGCAGCAACGUGUAACCUUGGCCAAGCUGCUUCGCCUCACCAGGCUUCCAUUUGGAAAUGCAGAUGGAAAUGCCAACAUUCCUGUGACGCUGUGAGGAUGGAGUGAGACACUCCACAAAAAGUGCUCACACAGUGGCUGGCACAUAGUAGACAGUUAAUAAACAUUCGCUGUCAUUAUGGUGAUUGGCAUUCCUGCUUCAUCAGCUAGGACAAGGACAGGACACCACCAUUUAGUAUUCAACCUGGGUGACUUUGCACCUAUUGUGAGUACCUGAGACUGUCUUUGUUGCCACAGACCUUCCUUCUGUGACAAUUUGUGAGCCCUAGGGGAUGUUCAUUCCUGUUUAUCUCCGCAAAGGAAGAAACCUUUCAAGGCACAUGGGCAGCCCUCGGGUCCUGGUCCUUUUGGCUCGUGUUAAUGUCACUGCUGCAACACUAGUGAUCCUGAGCUGACCUCUUUCCCCACUGCCAGACCACUGGUGGGGACCCAGGCACACACCUCUGCUGGAACCUGGCACCAAGGCAGCUGUCUGCUUACCUGAGACAGAGCCCCCUGGGCAGGUGCUUUCUGCAGUGAAUGAGACUAAGCACUUGGCCCACGCAAGGCCUGCUCAGUCAUGCUGUCUUCUCGGAACUCGGCCACACGUGGUGUGGACUCAUUUCUGCAUUUCGACUUGGGACACAGGCCAGAGUGGUUGGGUCCUGAGGUGUUCGUCAGUCUUGGCCACUUCCUGUGCCUGGAACACCCCCUGACACCCCCCCCCUCUUUUUUUAUUUGGCCUUCAGUGUCAAGUUUAUUAUUUGUCCCCCUGUCCUCUCUCUUAAUUUGCAGACACCAAAAGCAGAAUUACCCCUCACUCCCUCACUCCUAAGGCUCACCCUUAUACUCUUCCAUAAGCUAGGAUGGGCCCCUGGAAAAGCUAUUUUUUCUUCUAUGCAAAGGGAGCCUAGGGUCCUAUGUGAGAAUAACGCAGUGGCCUAUUAUGUAAGGAAGCACUCAAUUUCAUGGUGGACGGAGUGGGUUUUCUCUCUUUCCAGCUGGAUGGGACUAAGGAAGCACACGGAGACCAGUUGUUAGAUGUUCCAAGUUGUUUAAUAGUAACAAUAAUUAAAAUGGAAGGCCUGACAGUGAUUUACUCAUUUUUUAAGACCGAGUUCAAGAUUACUCCAAUUAUAAUGACACUAACUCUUGGCUUGCGUUCCUAUAUGCAUUCUCAAAAGAGAAAGGAAGGGACAGAGUGAGGACAGAGGUUCCCAGACUAUUACAAAUUAAUAUGCAUCUCUUGAGCAGCGUGUUAUGAGUGUGAACAUUUUUCAUCAUCUAUGGAAUAGGGAGAUGGGCAGUACACAAGGGUGAGAACCAUUGCCCUCAAAGAAACCGUCAGUUAAAUAAACUAUGCACGUGUCACUAGAACACUAUGUAGCCUUUAUGUACAGACACAAAACAUGUCUAAGGCAUAUUGUUGAGUGAUAAAGGCAAGUUGUAGAAAAAUGGAUAAAAUAUUAUAUCAUUUAUAUAUCCACAAUCUCUCCCAUCGAAUUAUACCUCAUAUUUCUAUAGACACGUGUAUCUGUAAAUAUGGCAGAAAAAAGCUGGAAAGAUGCACACAAAACUGAUAAAAUUGUGGACCUCAGAGAUGAGAGCGAUGGUCCCGUGGGAGAAUGUCAGCUUUAUCUGUAAUGUUUGAUUUCACACAGUGAUCAUAUACACGCGCAUCAUUUGUGUGGUUAAAAAUAUGUAGAUGCUUCUAAACUAUGCUAAGUUCAGCCUGUUCUCUCUCAUAACCCCUAGGGUUGGUUUGACUUGGCCACAGACCCAGGCCCAGCUGCAGUAAUUGGGACAAAACUUUGAUAUGUUUAAUAUAUUUAUUGUCAAAUACUUUCAAGAAGGUAAUACCAAUUUCCACCCCAAUCUAUGCAAAGAUGACAAAAAUAAUAACACUCAUGGCUGGUAUUGACUUUACAAAAUAAAUAAUCCUUUGAUUACCACCCACUGAGGACGAGCAUUUGAUCAUAGUGGUCUCGGCAAUCUUGACUUGGGAGGAAGGUGCCAGAUUUUCCAGUCCUCCUCAGCUGGGAAAUGGCUCCCUCCCACCACCCAGGGACUGUGUAAUUAACACCUGCCCCCCCCCACCCCCCCACCCC